This is a messenger RNA of Lampris incognitus (smalleye Pacific opah), 3345 nucleotides long. It is a transcript of the gene dlgap1a, whose product is annotated as discs, large (Drosophila) homolog-associated protein 1a. The transcript is spliced from 17 exons. Gene Ontology annotation, biological process: signaling. Gene Ontology annotation, cellular component: glutamatergic synapse; postsynaptic specialization. Gene Ontology annotation, molecular function: molecular adaptor activity. NCBI's taxonomy places the organism in Eukaryota, Metazoa, Chordata, Actinopteri, Lampriformes, Lampridae. The record is from RefSeq and is a predicted model, not a curated record. The coding region runs from base 1 to 3345 and encodes 1114 amino acids.
AUGAAAGGCCUUUCCAGUAGCCGGAGUCACCACCAUGUAGUCUCCUAUGACCAAUCAUAUGAUCCAUUGGGUCACCACGCUGAGCGCAAGUCAUAUUUGAUCAGCCAGAUGGAAAUGCCGGUGCCUGUUCCCAUGCCCCACCCUGCUGAGCUGCCCUACUACAACCCCCAGCACAUGCCAUACAUCCCAGAAAGCAGCAGCGUGGUCCCCUACGGAACCUUCCCCAGGAGGUGCCACUCUACCUCUUCCUCCUCCCACCAUCCCGAGAUGAAGGAUGUCUGCAUGGCUGUUGUGCCAUAUAUAGGAGGGGGUGAUGGAGGAGGAGGAGGAGGAGGCUACAGGGGUAAGAUGCCUACAUGGGUGCCGGUGAACUUUGCUGAUUCGUUUGAGCGUCAACCAGCAUUUUCCAGGGAUGGCUAUCAUACGCUGCAGUACAAGCGUGGUGCUCAGGGGCAUGGUGGUGCUAUGGGUGCCAGUAAUAACAACGACAGCCCAGGGAGGAUACGUCACCUGGUGCACUCAGUCCAGAAACUCUUCACGAAGUCCCACUCACUAGAGGGGCCACACCAAACACAGUUCUCCAAAGGAGGAGGUAACAAUAACAUGAAUGGCAACGGGGUUGGUGGUAAUGGUGGUGGGGUUGGUCAUCUGAGGAUCAGCCCAGAGGGUGAAACCCCACCGAUGGGAGUGCACCACCGGAAGCACAGCAAGAGUCGGGAGCGCUGCAGGUCAGCAGAACCCAAGCACCGCACCCCAGGCUCUGGGUACUGGAGCUCCGAUGACAACCUAGAGCGAGAGCUCUGCCUCUACCAGCCCCCCCACCACCAUCACCACUCCCCCUCCUCCCCCUCAUUGUCCCCCUCUCCCAUUGCCAUGACGAUGGGUCGCCACCCUGCCAGCAGCCCUGAUCCCAAGUUUCCCCAGCCCCCCCUCCCCAGCCUUCCCUCCUCACAGUCUCAGCAAUACUUCAUGAUGGACCCCUAUGGGAUGCUCACCUCCCGGAGCAACAACGAUGUGAAGUACACGGCUCUGAGUGCCGGCAGCAAUAACGGCAGUGGCUGUAUGGGUGGAGGAAGCCGCCCCUUGCUCCCGUUGGGCCUGGUGGAUGGGCCCAUGGUGAAGAAAGGGGCAUGGUCAUCAAGCCUAAUGGUGAGCAGGGCCCAAGAGCUCUACAACAACAACAGCCAAAGCCAACCCCGUACCGGUGCAGGACCCGGUAACCUAAACCUAGAUAGAGCGGUAGUCAAAUCUAAGGGCAGUCAGCAGCAGGAGCGCACAUGCCAUUUCCUACAGGUGCCUCAGGAUGAAUGGAGUGGGUUCUCCCCCCUGGGGAAAGAAGAGGACAUUCCCUGUCGGAGGAUGAGGAGUGGCAGCUAUGUGAAAGCCAUGGCUGAUGAUGACAGCGUUGACUCAGACGGGAGUCCCAAACCCUCACCAAAGGUCCAGGCACGGCGGGCCAGCUACCUGAAAGCCACACAGCCCUCGCUCACCGAGAUGACCACCCUCCAGAUUUCCACUGAGCAUUCCCCAAAGCUGCAGAUCCGGAGCCACAGCUACCUGCGUGCGGUGAGUGAGGUUUCAAUCAAUAGAAGCCUGGACACCCUGGACCCUAAAACUCUCCUCGACCCCAAAUCUUUGCUGUCCUCGCCCCAAUACCGUUCGCGCAAUGAAAGCUACAUGAGGGCCAUGAGCACCAUCAGUCAGGUGAGCGAGGUGGAAGUGAAUGGGCAGAUUGAGCAGCUGUGUGAGCAGGUCUACAGUGAGAUGCAGUCUCAGGCCAUGGACGCCACCAGGGACACCCUGCCCAUGCCAGGCUGCUUCCGCAUGCGCAGCCACAGCUACGUGAGGGCCAUCGACCAGGGCUGCUCAGGGGGUGAGGAAGAGGGGGAGGGAGGGAGUCCACUGCUCCUGCUGCCAGCCUCCCCGCCUCGUACCACCGCCACCACCGUCAGGACCAUCCAGAGCAGCACAGUGUCAUCUUGUAUUACCACCUAUAAGAAGACUCCUCCUCCAGUGCCACCCCGAACUUCAACCUGCUCAACAGCCUCCAAGCCAUACAUCUCUAUCACCGCCCAGAGCAGCACAGAGUCUGCACAGGAUGCGUACAUGGAAGGAGAGGGGCCCAGAGGUGACAUGACCCUCCAGUCAGGGCUCAGCAACUCCACAGAGAGCAUCGACAGCAUGAAGGCCCUGACAGCUGCCAUCGAGGCUGCCAACGCACAGAUUCAUGGUCCAGCCAGCCAUCAUGUCAGCCCCAACACCAUCACAGUCAGCAGCCCCAUGUCUGCAGCCCUCAACCCCCCCAUUGACCGCAGGAAGGAAGCUCUCAGGAAGGGGAACUGUCUCUCCGUAGGCAUUCAGGUGGAUGGGCCGCAGGAUGCUCUGGAUGCAGAAGACCCUUCUAAGUUCACCUCCGUAGGAGUCCAGGUGGAGGAUGACAGAGGGUACCGUCGCUUCCAGCGCUCUAACAGUGUGACAGCAGCAGUACAAGCAGAUCUGGACAUGCCAGACUUUCUGGACACACCACUGGACUCGCCAGACACGGACAUUGACAUGCCAUCCUCCGGGAACAUAUCUCGACAAUAUUCUCGAGACGCGGCCACCUCCACUGUUAGCAUCCAGGGCUCAGGGAACCACUACCAUGCCUGUGCUUCAGAUGACUAUGAGGAUGUGGGCUUUGACCCAUCGAUCCUGCCACCACCAGACCCUUGGAUAGACAGUGUCACCGAAGACCCACGGGAGGUGGUGCAACAAUCGGUUUGUCAGAGAGAUGGGCGCUGGUUCCUGAAACUACUCCAAGCUGAGAAAGACCGCAUGGAGGGUUGGUGUAGACAGAUGGAACUGGACCAACAGGAAAAUGACCUUCCAGAUGAUGUUCUUGGAAAGAUGAGGAGUGCGGUAGGAAGUGCUCAGCUGCUAAUGUCUCAGAAGUUCCAACAGUUCAAGGAGGUGUGUGAGGAGAACUUGAAUCCAGAUGCCCACCCAAGGCCUGUGGCCUCAGACCUGGCUGGUUUCUGGGACAUGCUCCAGCUGUCCAUUGAGAACAUCAGUCUCAAAUUUGAUGAGCUCCACCAACUCCGAGCCAACAACUGGAGACCCCUGGACCCCCCUGACAAAAAGGAGAGGCGACUUCCACCCCCAGUUCCAAAGAAGCCCCCUAAGGUCCCCCACCACCACCCACCCCUGGCCAGAGACAGGUCCCUGGAGAGCUCGGAAAAGCAGCGGCAGGAGGCGCGGAAGCGUCUGAUGGCUGCCAAGCGGGCGGCGUCCGUACGGCAGAACUCUGCCACGGAGAGCGCCGACAGCAUCGAGAUCUACAUCCCAGAGGCCCAGACCAGACUAUGA